AUGACCAUCACAUCUCAAGCACAUUUUAUUCACACUUUAGAUAUUCUCAACAUUUUAUCCAAAAAACCUGAGUUGUCUGUAUCGGAUCAACCUGCACCUGCUCAGACUCUGGAUGAAGUAGUAUCUGAUUUGGAACAAAUCAACCACUGCGAUGAAUAUGUACAAUCGUUUGAUCUACCCAUUGAUGUAUACACCGAUGGUGGUUGUAGAGCCAACGGUACAAAGGGAGCUCAAGCAAGUAUAGGAAUAUGGUUUGGACAUGCAGAUUCUCGUAAUAUAUCUGAACGUCUUAUCAGUCCAAUCCAAACCAAUAACCGUGCUGAAAUGACUGCAGUGAUUCGAGCACUUCAAGCUACUACAUCUUACCAUCAUGUCAAUAUCUAUUCAGAUAGCGCCUAUGUAGAACGAGGACUGAAUGCAUGGAUGCCUGUAUGGAAACAGAAUGGAUGGAAAGGACCAAGAAAUAAACCAGUACAGAAUCAAGAUUUAUGGCAAGAGUUGGAUCAAUGCAUGAAUGACCGGUCUGGCACUGUUAAAAUAUUGUGGGUCAAGGCUCAUGUAGGAAUCUUGGGCAAUGAAGGAGCCAACACACUAGCUUCUCAAGCCCUCGAUCAACACUGA
Messenger RNA from Batrachochytrium dendrobatidis JAM81, 621 nucleotides. RefSeq lists its product as uncharacterized. Gene Ontology annotation, molecular function: RNA-DNA hybrid ribonuclease activity; nucleic acid binding. The transcript is spliced from 3 exons. The record is from RefSeq and is a predicted model, not a curated record. The coding region runs from base 1 to 621 and encodes 206 amino acids. Gene Ontology annotation, biological process: DNA replication, removal of RNA primer. NCBI's taxonomy places the organism in Eukaryota, Fungi, Chytridiomycota, Chytridiomycetes, Rhizophydiales.